Molecule: messenger RNA, 744 nt
Organism: Nanorana parkeri
Lineage: Eukaryota; Metazoa; Chordata; Amphibia; Anura; Dicroglossidae
Exons: 8
Coding region: 136-744 (202 amino acids)
Source: RefSeq, a predicted model, not a curated record
GCAAUUUCGACUCUGCACAGCAGGGGGCAGCAGCACUCAUCACCUUGCCACUAAACAGAUUUGUUGCCCAGAAACAGAUUUGUUGCCCAGAAAUGACUUUGGCUGUACAACACCAGUGUCACCAACAGCAGCAAUAUGAAGGGUGCUAGCAAAAAGGUAAAGGUGCGAAGACGUGUACAAGAAGCUCCUAAAGAAGCUGAAGAGAAGGAGAUUGGCCCUAAGGAAGACGGUGAUAAACAGCAAAUUAACAAUGAUGAACCUCCUGUAAUAUCAGAAAACAAAGAGGAUGUAAUGGUGUUUGAGGGUCUUUGUGAACGAAUGCUGUCAGCUAUGGGCCUUUUACAGACCAGUGUAUCAGAGGUCCUGGAUGUAAAAGAUGAGUUAAUCCUACACAAUGUGCCAAGCUGUGUCCAAGCCCAGAUGUCAUUGUCCACAUCAAGGUUAUUUAGAAGCUUGACAGAUCUGUAUGUCCCCAGCACAGAACUUGUCCGCCUGGUCCGUGUGUUUGGGCCUCAGUGGGAGCAGAAACGAAUGAUCCUCAAGCAGCUGCAAGAAGAACAUGAAAGACUUCAGAGGCUCCUCUCUUUGGCUCUUCAACGGGUACAACAUUUGGAAACUCAGUUACACAGAGACUCCGAAUCACAACAUUACAAGAACUGGGAGAAGCUCUUUGUCAGACUUAUGCGUAUGGGACCAGAUAUAACCUCGCCUGAAAUGCCGCCUGAAUUGGAUAUGAAAAGGUGA